Molecule: messenger RNA, 1386 nt
Organism: Carcharodon carcharias (great white shark)
Lineage: Eukaryota; Metazoa; Chordata; Chondrichthyes; Lamniformes; Lamnidae
Product: dipeptidase 1-like
Exons: 10
Coding region: 59-1324 (421 amino acids)
Biological process (GO): proteolysis
Molecular function (GO): metallodipeptidase activity
Source: RefSeq, a predicted model, not a curated record
AAGGUCAAACAGCAAGAAGCACAUUGUAGUCGUGAGAAAUAUUAAAAAGUUCGUAGAAAUGAUACUAAAAUCUCUGAACAUUUUACUGUUGUUAAGUUUAAUGCAGUGUUUUGAAAAACACACAGCUAUACUUUCUUUUCGUCAGAAAGCUGAGCGGCUAAUGAAAAAUACCUCAUUGAUUGAUGGACACAAUGACAUGCCAUGGCAGCUGAGGAAGAGAGUACACAAUGAUCUUUCUGCAAUAGACCUCAAUACAUGGAAUGUUACUCAAACCAAUAUUGAGAAGCUCCGGACUGGUUUGGUUGGUGGUCAGUUUUGGGUUGCUUUUGUGCCCUGUAAUGCACAGAACAAGGAUGCCACCCGCCACGCUCUAGAACAAAUAGAUGUGAUAAAAAGAAUGGUACAGAUGUUCCCAGAAGAUUUCCAACUAACAACAACAGCAGAUGGAAUCACGGAAGUAUUUAAUAGUGGUAAAAUAGCCAGCCUUAUUGGUAUGGAAGGUGGACAUGGAAUCGACAGCAGUCUGGGAGCUUUGCGAAUGUUCUAUGAGCUUGGCGUCCGUUAUCUGACAUUAACACAUAACUGUAAUACACCAUGGGCAGACAACAGCAGAGUGGACAGUGGAAUUGCAAAGCCCGGUGUCAAUGGACUAUCUGAUUUUGGAAAAAAAGUUGUGAAAGAAAUGAAUCGUCUGGGAAUGCUGGUUGAUCUGUCUCAUGUCUCUGAAGAUACAAUGUUGGCUGCACUUGAAGUAUCAGCUGCUCCUGUCAUUUUCAGUCAUUCUUCUGCAUUUGCCUUAUGCCACAACUACAGAAAUGUGCAAGAUAAUCUUCUACGUAAGCUGGCAAACAAUUCAGGCAUCGUGAUGAUAAAUUUUUAUCCUAACUUUAUUUCUUGUAAUGAAACUGCUACCUUAUCCCAAGUGGCAGACCAUCUUGACCACAUUCGAAAUGUAGCUGGUGUAGAUCACGUGGGCAUCGGCAGUGAUUUUGACGGUUUUGAAAGGGGUCCUAUUGGUCUAGAAGAUGUUUCAAAAUAUCCUGAUUUAAUUGCUGAGCUUCUCCUACGUAACUGGACUGACAAUGACAUUAAGAAGCUGCUUGGUUUAAACUUUCUACGAGUUUUUAAGAAAGCUGAAGAAGUGAGCAGAGAGCUUCAGAAAACCAAUAUGCCAUCAAAUGAUGUCAUUCAUCAGGAUAAGGUGCAAAGCCCAUGCAGAACAUUUCUUGGCUACCCAUCUGCAGCUCCUUGCCAUCGCUGCACUUUUAUUCAUAUUAUCAGCACAGUCAUGUUCAUUGUUUCCUUAAAAUCAAUCAGAACUUAAUGUAAUAAUUAGGAAGAUGCAAUAUUAGAAACAGAUUUAUAACAUUAAAUAUAUAGAACAGA